Messenger RNA from Mizuhopecten yessoensis (Yesso scallop), 5257 nucleotides. RefSeq names its product nuclear receptor coactivator 6-like. The record is from RefSeq and is a predicted model, not a curated record. Lineage: Eukaryota; Metazoa; Mollusca; Bivalvia; Pectinida; Pectinidae. Bases 130 to 3519 code for a protein of 1129 amino acids. The transcript has 3 exons.
GUUGGGUUCGCACCUAACAUAUGUGACGUCAUGGGAUAAAAUGAGCUGUCUGUGAGAAGAACGAGAGAACUCGUCCGGAGAUAUCUUACUGGUUUUCUUCAUGAAUUUGGUAUCAGAUCAUUUGUAUUUAUGACUGGCCUGGUGGAAAUGGCUUCCAUUCCAUCCUGGAAGCAUAAUAUUAUGGAAAAUGGACGUGUGUUUGAUGAUUCAGGUGAACCGGGAGGACAUUCCAACGAUAAGUAUAACAACAUAAAUGACAUUCCGACAUGGAAACGAAGUUUUGUAAACCCAAAUAGUAAUAACAGUAAAACUCGGGAUCAUGUACGAUCCAGUAGUAGUUCCUCGGUAGAUAGUAGAUCAAGUCAUGUAAACAAUAACUUCCCCCACACAUCUGCCGAGGCAAAUGGAGGUAAAGUGAAGUUUAAUUUAGGGGGCGACACUACGGAAGUAAGUGAUAUAAAGUCAGAUAGGGAGGAAUCUACCUCGGCGAUAGAGACCAGUCCUAAAAGUAAAGUGGCUAUUGACAGUACACAUUUAAAACAUGUGCAAAGCAACCCGUUUUUCGUGGAGCUUGGCGGGGUCACACAUCCGCAUGGUAAGUUAAUAAAUGAUUCACUUCCUGAAAGUCCCCAGUUAUCGCGCAGCGACAGUGUCAGUACUUGUACCACAGAGGAAGAACAGAAUGACUACAGCCCACACUCUGGUAUAGUUGAGAAAUUACGUAAAAAGUUUACUUCACUUUCAAGUCAUGAAAACACUCUUCAAGGUGCUGCGUCUAGGCUUAAACGAUAUGGAAGCCUGGACAAUCUGCUCGGGAGGGGAUCUUUACAACCAGAAAAAAUAGAACCAGUAAUUUUACCCUAUCAGAAGAGUUAUUUGAGAGGAAACAGUCAAACAGAAGGUUCUAAACGGAGCAGUACAGAUGUUAAAAGAAAUAGUUUGGAUGGUAACAGCCUGAGAGAUGAUGGGGAUGUGACUAGUACUACUAGAGUAAAACCAGCACUGCAAAAACCACCUAAAAUUCUCACCAAGAAAACAGAACUGGUCAGAAAAGAUUCAGGUUCAAGUGUGGAAGAACAAAAAUCACCAAAACCACAAGUUCCAGAGAUGCAAAUUUCAUCAGAUGACAUCAUCAUCAUUGAACAACCUCGCAAAUCUCCUGCUAGUCAGAAAAACGUGGAUGAACAGGAUGUGAAAACUUUAAAAAGUGAGAAUGAAGAAUGUGAACUUCCAAAACCAAAUACGGUUUCAACAUUUAGAACAUUAUUUGAAGCUAACACAAAGGUAAACAGGAGGAAAAUUCUUCCUGAUGCACCACGGUCACCAAAGUUCAUUUCUGCAUCAAUUCCCAAACCACCAGUGUCAAGGUCAAAACCACAGGUUCCACAGAAAGAGAAGCCACCAGUUGUAGACAAACAGGCAAGUAAAAUAGAGAUGCUUAGUUCACAGGAAUCAGGCGAUGUUAAGUCAUCACUUCAUCAUCCAACCUCAACAUUGACACCAAGUGUAUCAUCUCUUUCACCAUCAGGUUCAUCAUCAGAGCCAAUAGCCAAGGUAAAAGUAUCAUCGUCUGACACCAUUUCACCCAGUAAUAGUGCUACAGUUGUGUCAUUGCAACAGCCUGACGGAUCUCCUGAAAACAAUUUUGUAAGCAAAAAGUCAUCAACAGAUUCUAGAGAAAAACAAUCAGCUGACAGUGAUGAAAAUGUAAGCAGUAUACCUGGCAAGCCUCCGAAAGCUUUUGACUCUCCCAUGACAAAGAAAAAAAAUAUUGGUGAAAUGAAAUCCAUAUUUGAUUCCAAUGUCAUUGUAGCAACAGGACCUAAGCCAGCACCUGUUAAAAAAGCAAGACAGACUGUUCCGCAGAAUGUAACACUUAUAACUGUUGAAAAGGAAAACAAAACAGAUACUUCAGGAUCUAAUGGGACCCCUGUUCAAAAUUCUGUAGUUUUGGAUACAAAAAUGGAAAAAACUGAAAGAACAACUAGUACAGACAAAAAGAAAAGUGUUGCUCCAAUUCCACCUAAAAUAGAAACACAACAGAAACCCAAAAUUCCAGUGGAACAAAAGCAGAUAUUUGAUUCAUCAUCAAUAAUAGCUGUUUCAACAAAUGAUGUAAAGGCUCAAAAUCAGGGAGAAAAGAAGCGGGCACCACCACGACCAAAAGCAAUGGCACGAAAACUUAGCCAUUCAAAUUCUGUUGAAGAAGAUUAUACCAAAGCUGCAGAGAAAGAAGCGAAAGUUGAAGCAGAAAUCACAACUCCAAAAGAAAGAUCAGUGGAGCCUGCUCCAAAACAGGUAGAACAGAAGGUGCAAUAUGAACUUACACCAAAAUCAAAUAUAUCAACUCAAAAUCGGUUCACUCCAGCAGUCCGAUCAAACCAGAAUAAUGACAACAAUAAACUCAAAACUCAGGGACAAGUUGAAAGCAGCACAUCCAAUGCUGGUUCUACCCCAGCUACUAAAACAAGUAACUUUGAACCAGUUGGUGUGUUAAACCAAAAAAAUGAAGAGCUCAACAGUGCUAGUGGGAGACCAACCAAAGGAAUCCCCACCAUUAUUGCUAAUAGAUUCUUGAAAGACAGAAAAGACGUAACUCAGGAAAGCAAAAUCAAUGACAAAGAUGAUAGUGAUGAUGAAACUAAUUACAAUUUAGUAAAACCCAGUCAAUUUAGGGCAAAAGGACUCAUGAAUGGAGCUCUAUCCUCCCCAGUGCCAAAGAAAAGAGAACAGCCUAAUGAAGAAACUGCUUUAGAUAGAACCCGUAAAAAUGUUAUUGCCAAAAAGAAUGACAGUGGAUCAUCUAGCAUAGAUGACCUUAUACGAGGGAAGAGAAAUAGUCCCUCUGCCGUGUUCAAUUCUAACAUGAUACCAGCUAAAAAGCCGGUGUCAACAAGUGCUGCCAGUAAUGGAGUUCCUCCUUUGGAUCUUUCAAUAAUAGAAGAAAAGAAGAAUCAUCCUUAUCAAGAGGGCUACAUACCCACAAAGAUUGAGCCUUGCAAGAUCAAAUGUAUUGGUGCUGGUAUGAAGGGGUCCACACAACCAUUGGCCAAGACAAGAAAGACUAAGUUAAAGAUUUCAUUCAACGACAAAGCCACUGCCACACACGAGUACCAGUCUGAGAAUGCAGCACUGCACGACUACCUCGUCAUUCACCCAAAGGAGGAGGAAGAAGUGAAGAAACAGGUGGAGGAGGAAGAGAAACCAGUCAUCAAACUGGACGACUUCGAAUACGCAGACGAGUCCUCUGAUGAUGUGACGGAGACACCUCGUAAUGGGGGCCCAGGCGACAGUUCUAUUCGUAGCAACACACCACUCUCAGGAGCAGGUACAUUCGGUGGCUACAAGUCCAAAAUGUCUGUCGACUUUGAGUUUGGAAUGUCCAUGAAUGAAGAGCCUCCAGUUGCCUCCCCUGAUCCAGACCAAAUAGAUAAUUCAGAGGAAAGGGACCUUCUGCCUAUGUCAGAGAAUGACACAUUCAAUUGGACAGACAAUAGUAGUGCUGAUCUGUUGUUCUAGGUCCAAAGCCCCUAGAUCACCCAUUUCUACAGAAUAUAAGUGCUGAUCUCCUGAUGAGGCGAUACCCUUCCAGAUCAUAAAUCUGGACAACACUACGACAGUAGUAGCCAUCUUCUGUCAUUUCCCUGUCAGUCGACUGGUACAGGUAUACAGUACAGAGUUAAAAUGCUGUACUUACAUUAGCAUCACCCAUCUAGUGGAAGUACAUUUCUGCCAACCUAAGAAUAUUUCACCAAUAGUUUCUAGUAAACUGAAAGUGACAGCAGUAAGAGACUUUCCAUUGUAAAGCUAUAUACUGUGGUUUAGGAGUUCACGCUGGAAUCUAGUUAAUCUGGACACUUCUUUAAAAAAAAUCCUGAAUAUCAAGUUUUUCUGAUUUAUUCAACAAAAUUUGUUAUUUCUAAGAUAAAGAGUUUUCUUGGAAAAUACAUUUUCCAACUAACUCAUCCAGAUUACAAAGCUUUCCUUGUAUAGAGACAAUUUUUAUCCUUAUCUUGUUACAUAAAUGCUGUUUCAUGAACGUGGACAUUAGUUUGGAGGAAUGCUGAAACAAAACAGGAUUAGUUCAGAGGCAUGCUGAAACAAAACAGGAUCAGUUCAGAGGCAUGCUGAAACAAAACAGGAUUAGUUCAGAGGCAUGCUGAAACAAAACAGGAUUAGUUCAGAGGCAUGCUGAAACAAAACAGGAUUAGUUCAGAGGCAUGCUGAAACAAAACAGGAUUAGUUCAGAGGCAUGCUGAAACAAAACAGGAUUAGUUCAGAGGCAUGCUGAAACAAAACAGGAUUAGUUCAGAGGCAUGCUGAAACAAAACAGGAUUAGUUCAGAGGCAUGCUGAAACAAAACAGGAUUAGUUCAGAGGCAUGCUGAAACAAAACAGGAUUAGUUCAGAGGCAUGCUGAAACAAAACAGGAUUAGUUCAGAGGCAUGCUGAAACAAAACAGGAUUAGUUCAGAGGCAUGCUGAAACAAAACAGGAUUAGUUCAGAGGCAUGCUGAAACAAAACAGGAUUAGUUCAGAGGCAUGCUGAAACAAAACAGGAUUAGUUCAGAGGCAUGCUGAAACAAAACAGGAUUAGUUCAGAGGCAUGCUGAAACAAAACAGGAUUAGUUCAGAGGCAUGCUGAAACAAAACAGGAUUAGUUCAGAGGCAUGCUGAAACAAAACAGGAUUAGUUCAGAGGCAUGCUGAAACAAAACAGGAUUAGUUCAGAGGCAUGCUGAAACAAAACAGGAUUAGUUCAGAGGCAUGCUGAAACAAAACAGGAUUAGUUCAGAGGCAUGCUGAAACAAAACAGGAUUAGUUCAGAGGCAUGCUGAAACAAAACAGGAUUAGUUCAGAGGCAUGCUGAAACAAAACAGGAUUAGUUCAGAGGCAUGCUGAAACAAAACAGGAUUAGUUCAGAGGCAUGCUGAAACAAAACAGGAUUAGUUCAGAGGCAUGCUGAAACAAAACAGGAUUAGUUCAGAGGCAUGCUGAAACAAAACAGGAUUAGUUCAGAGGCAUGCUGAAACAAAACAGGAUUAGUUCAGAGGCAUGCUGAAACAAAACAGGAUUAGUUCAGAGGCAUGCUGAAACAAAACAGGAUUAGUUCAGAGGCAUGCUGAAACAAAACAGGAUUAGUUCAGAGGCAUGCUGAAACAAAACAGGAUUAGUUCAGAGGCAUGCUGAAACAAAACAGGAUUAGUUCAGAGGCAUGCUGAAACAAAACAGGAUUAGUUCAGAGGCAUGCUGAAACAAA